Messenger RNA from Arctia plantaginis, 1959 nucleotides. Lineage: Eukaryota; Metazoa; Arthropoda; Insecta; Lepidoptera; Erebidae. The record is from the annotation of a GenBank genome assembly.
AUGUCGUCAAAAAGCGCCAAGAAGAAUGUCCCUGCAACUAAAGCAACGAAUGUAGUUGUCACUAGAAAAAAGUCAACACAGCAAAACCGUCAAGUUCGCGCCAAAAAUAAGAAAAUAAUAAAAUCCGUUGUUGACAAAGAGCCUCCUAAACCAGAGAUAAAAUCGACUAUAACACCUACUGCAACAUGUCAGAAAGAUACUCCGCUUAAGACGAAAGUGAAACAUUUAGUGCAGUUAGUGGAACAAGUAGAGUAUUAUCCGGAUAAGUUGAAAAGAGAAAUGUGCGCGAAAAAAGUGUUUUUAAAACCGAAGCAUAACUUUAAAGUUAUUGCCGUUGCUAAUAAAAGGAAGUUGAGUGUGCCACAGAAAGGAGGAAUGAAAUCCACCUUAUUAUUGAAGAGUUACAGCAGAAGUUCCGUCAAGUCUACUAAGAGUAACAACAGUCCAGAAAUAUCCAUGAUAGACAUGGUGAAACUGAUUGAAGAUAAUCAUAGCCUCAGCGAUGAGGACUUUAUGGAGAUACUAACAUGCCCUAGCCCAGUGUGGUGGGAGGAUCCACCUGAUGAAAGAUAUAUUGAAGAUGCCAUAUGUACAAGAUUACCCAGCCCAUCAUCACCACUUAACAAAAGCCGUGGUGAUGACAAUAAAACGGAAGAACAAACAAUAAAUAGAACAAGCACACCAUCAAAAUUGUCUUCUUUAAUAGACUUCGAAAAUGUCAUUGAAGAAUUUAAAAUAUCACCCACAAUUAAUGAGAAAUUCAAUAAAAAGAAACAAAAAUUAGAAAAUGUAUUAGGCAGUAUUAAAAAUGUUAAAGAAAAUAAAAUCAAUAAAAAUAACACUCCAGUUAAAGAUUGUAAAAAGCACAUUGUUAAAAAUACUAAAAUAAUUAAAAUCGGAAAAGGUGAAAGUAAAAACGUGUCUAGUGCUACUGAUGAAGAGGAUCUUUCAGACUUGAGUUUUAAUGAAGAAGAAGUGCUGAAGAACUUGGAGAAUAUGGAUAUACCAAUUGAACAGGAACAACAUUUCAUACAAAGGAAAAAAGAGAAAGAAUUACAAACACUUAAAAACAUACAAGCAAUAAAUUCAUUAAAUAGAGAUGCUUUAAAUAAAGUUAAAGUGCCUGAUAUAUUGCCGCCAUUGAAAAGAAAACCAGAUUUAAACAUAAAUAAUAUAAUAAAACAAGAUUAUUCUGAUAAUUUAGAUUAUAACUUGGACGCUGUGUCUCAUUCAAAUUUUCGAUUUAUCUCCGAUGAUGAUUUGAGUCUUGCGGAAUCAAAUUCUAAAUUAAAUAGUAAAAAAAUGAAAAUUGUCAAUAUAAGUUCUAGUUUAGGCGAAAGUAGUUCAAUAUUAGAUGUAGAUAGUGUCGAUUUUAAAGACUAUGCAAUAAAAACUGCACAAUCUGAUGAUUCGAGUGUACCAGACAACAUUGAAAAAGACAAUGAUAUUAUACCAAAAAAGGUAAUAAAUGAUUUAUCCGAAUAUAUAACAGUUUAUAAAAUAGUGUCAAAUGACAAUGAAAAGAAUGAAUUAAAUAGUGAAACAUCAAAUAAAAGUCCUGAGACUACAAGUAAUAAGGUUGAUAAUGUCAGAGGGAAAUUGAACAAUUUUUUUAAAAAGUGUAAAAGCGGCAAACGUUUAAAAAAAAGUGAUGUGACGUUUCCCUCCAUUUCGGUUAGAGACAUCAAAGAUUUGAAAAUGGAAAAAGAAAAUAGUGACGUCCAGACCUAUGUGGAGAACGAAGAAAAUCGACUAAAACCCUGCGAUUAUUGUGUCGUGGAAACCGAAAAUGGCGCGAAAAACUUUUCAUGUGACAGCUGUGAAAAGGCGCCAAUUUUUGCAUGCACUUUGUGUGACUUCCUGGCUGAUACUAAAGAGCUUUAUAAGAAUCAUGUAUCUAAGUGUAAAGAUGUCGCUAGAAUAACAUGGAAGAAUAAUUUUAUUAUAAAUCAAACUUAG